[Torrubiella] hemipterigena is the source of this 276-nucleotide messenger RNA. The record is from the annotation of a GenBank genome assembly. Lineage: Eukaryota; Fungi; Ascomycota; Sordariomycetes; Hypocreales; Clavicipitaceae.
AUGAACCACGCUGGUCUUUCCAUCAACAGCUACGGCCACAUGCACAUUGCUUGCACUGAUCGUCAGCACAUCAGCCCCAUGCUUGAAGCUCUUGCACCCGCCUCAAGAAGAGCCCAGGCUUACAUCUACGCCAACAGCCGCCGCCCUUCUGCCGCCGCUACUGAAGCUAGCGAAGCCGAUAACGCUUCUCUCUACUCUGUCGAUAGCCUCCAGAAGCCCGAGCCCAAACCUGCCAAGAAGUCUCGCCGCCAUUUUUGGUCAAAGAAGCAGAGCUAA